UUCGGUAAUUGUUGCUCUCGUAUUUUUUCCUUCAUUUGUGUCUACUGUUUCCUCUAUAAAUUCUUUUUAUCAAUACAUAUAUUCAUGUAUAGCAACAUUCCCUCUUACUUUCUUCUAUCUCGUCUUUUUAUUUUUACUAGUCAAAUGGCCUUUGGUCUUAUCUUCACUCGUGACAACCGCACGCCCGUAUUCAGAAAAAAAAAUAUUAAAAAAUGUAUUUUCCCGUUCUCGCCUGUUUUUGUUAAAAAAACUCCGCCCUUUUCCUAUUUUCUGUUGUCUGGAAAUAAGGAAGGGAAAUAUAGCAACAAAAAAAGAGGAGGAGGAAAAGGAAUGAAGUGGAGAAAAAAAAUAAACGUUCACUUGUCAUUUACAUUUAUUUUUAUUUAUUCACACACAAAUGGGGCUUUUAAAAAAAUAAAAAAUGGAUGGAUGGGGGGAUAUAUUUACGUGCUUUUAUUUAUUUUUUAA
Meloidogyne enterolobii is the source of this 468-nucleotide messenger RNA. Lineage: Eukaryota; Metazoa; Nematoda; Chromadorea; Rhabditida; Meloidogynidae. The record is from the annotation of a GenBank genome assembly.